AACAUAAAAAACUUUGUUGCGCCCCAAAAGUGGAGUAAGAAGAACCUCAUCAUACAUAUCAACCUGUCUCACAUACACAAAUUCACUUUUUUGUUUUGGUUUUGGUUUUGGUUUUGUUUUUGUUUUUGUUUUUGUGGGAUCUUAAAAAAAAAAAAAAAAAAAAUACAGAGAAAGAGAGAGAGAGAGGGAAGAAGAAUAGAAACCUUUUAAGCUCAAUUUGCCACGCCCCGCCAGUAGUUACAUCAUCUGGCCUAUAUAACACCAGACAAUAUUUUUGAGUUUGAUUUGUGGAGAAAAGAGAAGAAGAAGAAAGAAAGAAAGAUAUCAGAGAAAAAGAGCAAGAGCAUGGAUUGGAAUAGCAACUUAAGGCUUGUUUCAAGGCCUGAAUGUUCCUAUGGCUUCCUUUACAACUACAACUACGAUCAGUACCAGGGUAUGGAUAUGAAACAUCAUCAAGCAGCUUUGAUGGGAGAGACAACACAAGGGCUAGGGCUACUUGGUGUUCCUUCAAUGGAGAAGGUGAACGGGAGUAGUAGCAGUUAUGGGAGUCAUCAGGACAAGAAGAAGAGAUUAACGACAGAUCAGUUGGAGUCGUUGGAGAGGAGCUUCCAAGAGGAGAUAAAACUGGACCCUGAUAGGAAGAUGAAGCUGUCAAGAGAUUUAGGCCUUCAGCCUCGCCAAAUCGCUGUUUGGUUCCAGAAUAGGCGUGCUCGUUGGAAGGCUAAGCAGCUCGAGCGCCUGUAUGAUGCCCUUAAACAAGAGCUUGAUGCCAUGUCUAAAGAGAAGCAGAAGCUCCAAGAGGAGGUGAUGAAACUGAAGGGCAUGCUAAGAGAGCAAGGUGGGUGGAAGCAAGUGUCGACUACAGGUGGUUAUACAGAAAUUUCCGGCGAGGAUACGGUGGAGAGCACGUCGGCCGGAGCUAUUCGCAGCACUAGCAAGUCACUAGGAACGAAUCCCAUGGGUGCUGCUGCUGAGUGCAGUCAUCACAUUCUCAAUGUGGAGGAAUACAACCCUGUAUCACCACCUUACUGGCUCCCUUCUUAUCCUUAAUUAUUAUUAAUCCUUAUUAUAAUUAUUCAAUUAAGUUGUUAAUAAUAAUUACCUAAUUAUUAUUAUUACUAUUAGUCUAAUAUUAAUCAAUCAUUUCCUAGCUCUACUAUGUACCUCUCUCCAUGUGAUAUGAUGGAUUAAUUAACAUAUAUCUAAUCGAUAGAUAUGCAUGUAUUCUCUAGCUACUAUAUAAUUAAGCAAGCAUAUAUUGUACUUUUCAACUUAAUUAGCAAUAUUGAAUGAAUAUUAGUUAAUAAUUA
Humulus lupulus (European hop) is the source of this 1310-nucleotide messenger RNA. Its product is annotated as homeobox-leucine zipper protein ATHB-22-like. The transcript has 4 exons. Lineage: Eukaryota; Viridiplantae; Streptophyta; Magnoliopsida; Rosales; Cannabaceae. Gene Ontology annotation, molecular function: DNA-binding transcription factor activity, RNA polymerase II-specific; sequence-specific DNA binding. Gene Ontology annotation, biological process: positive regulation of DNA-templated transcription. The coding region runs from base 346 to 1050 and encodes 234 amino acids. Gene Ontology annotation, cellular component: nucleus. The record is from RefSeq and is a predicted model, not a curated record.